This is a messenger RNA of Athalia rosae (coleseed sawfly), 5695 nucleotides long. It is a transcript of the gene PAN2, whose product is annotated as PAN2-PAN3 deadenylation complex catalytic subunit PAN2. Gene Ontology annotation, molecular function: poly(A)-specific ribonuclease activity; nucleic acid binding; protein binding. Gene Ontology annotation, biological process: mRNA processing; nuclear-transcribed mRNA poly(A) tail shortening. The record is from RefSeq and is a predicted model, not a curated record. Bases 394 to 4332 code for a protein of 1312 amino acids. Gene Ontology annotation, cellular component: P-body; PAN complex. Lineage: Eukaryota; Metazoa; Arthropoda; Insecta; Hymenoptera; Athaliidae. The transcript has 20 exons.
GGGAAGAAAAUGCAAUGAUGAAUAAAACGUUCUGUGUUUGAGUAAACAUAUAGUGCAGUGAUUAGGGGGUUUACAAAUGAAAAAUGUGCAAUGUCGUGGAUAAACUGUGAGCAACAUAUAAAUUGUUUAUGAGGGUUUUAUUUAGGGUAUAUAACCGGAAGUAGGUCGUGGUAGCUUGUUGCACAGUUGCCAAGGCGACUGGCUUGCUGGCUGCCUGAUGAUCGGCUGGCGGACCAAAAACUGAGUGAUUGGAAAAACAUCAGCACUCAGUAUGCCGUGAAGAGGGGAAAUCGUACCCUGCGAUAAAAUAUUUAUCAAUCUAUCAUUUAACAUUUAUUAUCGAGUAACCAAUAUCAGCAUAGAUGAUUUAAGCAUUUUGGAAUUCAAGAUAUAAUGGACUAUUCGGUACUGGGCCACUACGAUCUUUCAGUUGAGGUCGUGGAGGGUGACCCGGAGCUCAUCUGGGAAGAAUCAAACUAUGACUUAUCUAGCGAGGGGUUUGUACCUGCUGCAGAGCAAUUUGGGGAAGAAUUUGCAGGGGCUGAGUUCCAAGAAACGAGAACGCUACUUGCAGAUGGCGGCGAUAGGUUUGGUGUGUCCACUGUCACUUUUGAUAAUGUGGAAGAACUCAUGUGGAUGGGUAAUCAAGGGGGUCACGUGACAUCGUAUUAUGGACCUGGCCUUCAGAAAUAUACAUCAUUCCAAGUGCACGCAACUCAAGAAGUGCGCCAAAUCCAUCCAAUCGAUGAGGGAAUCCUUGUGUUAACCCAGAGCAUGCUACGAUGCCAACUACGUCGUGGUAUACCAAUAUUUACACACAUGUCUGCGAAUAUGAUCGAUAUGCAAUGCGUUCUCCAAACUUCACCAACGAGAAUGCUAAUGGGAGGUCAUCAGGAAAAAAUAAUCGAUUUCAAUCUCACCAGGGGGAAAGAGACAGGAUUGGUGCACGUAGGAGACCACGGCUGUGCGAUACUUAGACAACAUAGCAGACUAAUAUGUGCCGGAAAUCCUGCAGGCAGGAUUGAUCUUCGAGAUCCAAGUACUUUGUCUAUAGAACACACUUUGGAUACGCACAGCGGCUCACUUAGCGAUUUUGAUGUUCAGGGAAAUUAUCUUGUCACCUGUGGAUUCAGCAACAGCCGCCAGGGGCUCUCGGUGGAUAGGUUUUUGAUGGCCUAUGAUUUGAGACAAAUGCGAGCUCUCACCCCAUGCACAACCCUUGUCUACCCACUACUACUGAGAUUUCUACCAAGCUAUUCAAGCCGAGUAGCCGUUGUGUCACCCUUAGGACAAAUGCAACUUUUGGAUACGAUUUAUGCAAAUGUGCAACCACCCAUGACUUGCUUGUACCAAGUAGCUACUGCGGGUGCAAUGGCGUUAUCAUUCGACGUUUCUUCCACGUCGCAAUGUCUAUGCUUCGGUGAUUCAUCUGGGUCAAUUCACUUUCUGGCCACAAACAUGCCGGAACCGCAGUUCAAUACGUUUUCCAGACCUACCGAGUUUGCUGACCCAGUCGAAACACUUCAGCCUAUUGCGUUUGAUGAUAAUAUGACACCAGUGAGCACGAUACCUAUGGUAUACAACGGUCAAUCAUUACUGAGCGAUUGGCCUGAAGAAUUUAUGAAGAAAGUUUACAGAAAAACACCUGCGAUUGAUGCAGAAAUAUUACGCACAAUGAAGAUGCAAGGGACCAUAGGAUACGCUCCUAAUCCUCAGGCUUUCCGCAGAAACCAAAUUCCGUACAAUUUGGAAAAACGACGCGGUGUAGCAACAAAACUAUUCGCAGGGGAUUCUCGCGCAAAGACAGACGAUGGUACCUUUAUUGCAAUUCCUAAACGUUAUCGUAAAAUUGAAGUUAAAUAUUCACGUCUUGGAUAUGAUGAGUUUGAUUUCGAUCAAUACAAUCGAACCAGCUUUUGUGGCUUGGAAGCAACUCUGCCAAAUAGCUAUUGCAAUGCUAUGCUUCAGCUCCUGUACUACAGCGAACCAGUAAGAAUAGCACUGUUGUCCCAUACGUGCCAAAGAGAAUUUUGCCUGUCUUGCGAACUGGGUUUUCUCUUCCACAUGUUGGACACUUCUCGAGGCUUUCCGUGUCAAGCUGCAAAUUUUCUUAGAGCUUUUAGAACCGUUCCUGAAGCUUCAGCUCUAGGGCUCAUACUUAGCGAUCUCCAUCCCGAAGCAAAAAGAAAAACUAGUUUGAUUAGGUUGAUUCAGAGCUGGAACAGAUUUAUUCUACACCAAAUGCACUACGAAAUUUUAGAGACGCGUAAACGUGUUCAGGAAGAGGAGGAGGCUGCCCGUCUUAAAGCAGGACCUAAAAACCCUCCAUUUGUUUAUAACGAGCAGGAUUUUCCCAGCAUACUUCAAGACCUUGGUUCUAGAUACAGAAGUCAUGACGAGGAGCGGAAAAAAAGAAGGAAGCAAGAGGAGGAUGGUAAAUAUAUGUGGAUAACAUCGAAAGAUUCGAAUUGUAAAAAGCCCGCAGAAGAAUCUGAAAUUAAGGACGAAGAAACAGAGAUAAGCCGAUUGUUUGGAUCCGAGCAGAUUCAUAUUCAUCGAUGUUUGAAAUGUGGUCGAGAAGCAUCUAAACGCUCCAUCAUGCUUUUAUGCAACUUAGUCUACCCAGAUAUCAUAAAUCCUGCAGAAGAAGUUCCAUUCACAUCAGUACUUGCGGGUAGUCUGAGACCGGAAAAAAUAACACCUGCUUGGUGCGACAAUUGUCAAAAAUUUACACCAACUUUACAAACUAGACAAUUGACAAAACUACCUCAAAUCUUGGCUCUAAACUGCGGUUUGGAUAGUCAACAGGAUAAAGCUUUUUGGCAAAAUCAAAUGGAUGUUGUUGUGCAGAGAGUUAUAAAUGGCAAAGAUGCUAGCCCUGCUCGUAGCCCAGUCCCCAUCACCAUAAAGCCAUGUCGUUAUGGUGCAAAUUGCACCAGAAUUGGUUGCAGAUUUAAACAUGCUGGCAGGGAUUCGGAUACUAUACCGACAUCAGCUACACCUCCAACAGCAACCACUCCAGUGCCAACACCACCGAGUCAUCUUUACUAUUCGCAUUCGUGGGUUCCACAUCACAUAGAAAUCGCAUUGAAUCCAAACGGGGAACUUUCCAUGAACAAAAUUGACAAGAUUAGUCAGACGGACUACGGAUUAGCCAAUAUCAAUACUUCUCCAUCAGCAAUAGUUGAGAAUGGUCAGGGUGAUAACAAAGUACCCAUUUUUGAGAAACUUGAAGAAAGUACACCAAACGAAAAUCACAUUGCUGAACCCGAAGGUAGAAGAUUGUCUGACAAUAGUUUGGAAAUAGCUGGUGUAGGCAGCGUUAAAAAAGUACAGUAUAGCCUCAGUGCAGUAGUUUGCCAUAUCGACGACAAAAAUGAUGAGGACAGAAGAAAUAUUGUUGCUUUAAUACGCGUAUCGCCAAGUUAUCAUGAGAGGUCAACGGGAAGUGCGGUGUCUCAGUGGUACAUAUUCAACGAUUUUUGUAUAUCUGCGGUUACUCCACAAGAAGCUGUGUGGUUUAAUCUUGAUUGGAAAGUACCUUGUGUACUUCAUUAUACCGCAGAACCACCCCUAGAAACAUUGCCGUAUGUGAGUCCACUUACCUCGGAUGUGUUUGGUGAAGACAAAUGCAUUGCUCGUAGUGGCGGAACGAGAGGUAUCACAUUUACACCCUUGACAUCAGACGAGAUGCCAAAAAAAGGUGAAUUGGUCGCAAUCGAUGCAGAAUUUGUAACAUUAAAUCAGGAAGAGUCUGAGCUUCGAAGUGAUGGCAAGAUGUCCACGAUCAAACCGAGUCACAUGUCUGUUGCGAGAAUAACAUGCAUACGAGGUCAGGGGCCACUGGAAGGUACUCCAUUUAUAGACGACUAUAUUAGCACUCAAGAACAAGUUGUGGAUUAUUUAACAAAGUUUAGUGGAAUACAACCUGGAGAUUUAGACGCUAAUUUCAGCAGCAAACACUUGACGACAUUGAAAUCCACAUAUCAGAAACUACGAUUCCUAGUAGACAAUGGCAUAAUAUUUGUGGGCCAUGGGCUCAAAAAUGAUUUCAGAGUCAUAAAUUUGGUCGUACCAGCGGAACAAGUUAUUGAUACUGUGCUACUGUUUCACUUACCUCAUCACCGGAUGGUAUCCUUGCGUUUUCUGACUUGGCAUUUUCUUGGUAAGAAAAUCCAAUCAGAGACACACGAUUCGACCGAAGAUGCUCGUGCGGCACUAGAAUUAUAUAAAAAAUAUAAUGAGCUUGAGGCACAAGGGAAUUUAACAGAAACUCUCAAAGCAUUGUAUAGCGUCGGCACCAAACUACAGUGGAAGGUACCAGAUAGCUGAUACACAGAGGACGCAAUAGAAGGACUUUUUCUUAGCAAACUCAAACCUAUCAGUACUAGCAGAAGCAGCAGUAUAGUACGAGAUGUUAGGAGAAUUGAUUAAAAGAAAUUAAAAUUCCGAAUUAAUUCAAACAAACUUGUACUAGGGGGUACCGUAGGCGUUUCAAAUAUGGAGAGUGGUAUGUUUUUUAGGAAAAUUUUAUCAAUAGCCCUGUGCAAUCUAUUGUUUGUAGGAUGGAAAAAAAAUUCACUGAGCUAAGUGCGUAAUGUAUUUUAUGUAAGAGUCGGAAAACAAGAAGAAAAAACAAACGAAACAAUCCCUUAAUUAUACCUUAAAUAAUUUGGAAUGGUUUUCUUAUAAUACGGGUAUGGUAAUUGUAAGGUUGGUUUAACAAUGUUCCAAUAAGUGAAUAUUCAAGUAUCCAUAUUCUUUAUAACAUGUGUAUAAAGAUUACGAAAUGAGAUUAAGAAGUUACGUAAAAUGCUACAGAAAUUAUAGUCGCCACUUGAACUCAUCACUUACAACACCUGCAUACAUAAUAAUAUAGGAAAUGAAAUAGGUAAUGAACAAAUUCUUGUCAAUCAUGGUUGUAAAACGUUUAUAACUAGUUUACUUACUGAAUAAUGUACGUGUAAUAUAGUAUUGUCCAAUGGCGCACCAUUUUCUAAAAGCAGUUAUGGUGAAUGUCGUAAAUACUGCGUUCUGUUAUGUUAUUUAUUUUUACCUCAAUGUCUUAAUUUAUUUCAUAAAUAAGAUGAUCGCAGUAUAAUUGUAAAUAUGUAUAAGAUCUGGUAACAAUAACUAGAUCAAUUUUUUAACGAUAAAUUAUUUACAUAACAAUAGAUAUUUCUUAUACUACAGAGUUGUUUUGCACAAUUUUUAAUUGCAAAAAAAGAAACCGAAAAAUAAAAGUUAAUGGAUCUUUUUGCUGUUUUGAAAGAAAUAAUUGCUAGAUUUCGUUGCAACUAAAAAAAAAUAAAAGUUUUCUGCAAGAAAAUUGCAAGCAAAUUUAUAACUGAAUAGUGUGUAUAUUCUACAAAAUAAUUGUACUGGUAAAUUAUUUUUAUAUGCAUUUAAUGAAAAUUGAGAAAAAAUAUUUGUGGUUCAAACAUACCGUAAAAAAAAAACAAAACUAUUAUACUGUAUAUUUUUGGAUAUUUGGAUGAAUUUACUUAUAAUUAUUGUUUAACGUCGUGCGUCUCACGAAUUGCGACAAUUUACAUAAUAAAUUGUGUGGUCCAUGUAAAGUUUGUAUGAAAAAAACAUGUGGUAGUACGUAAAUAUUAACAGUAAUCAUACAUUUAUUUUUUAUUGUUAUAUCAUGAUUUUCAAUAAACAAUUAUAUCACACUCCCUUUUAAAAA